Cheilinus undulatus (humphead wrasse) is the source of this 1638-nucleotide messenger RNA. Its product is annotated as E3 ubiquitin-protein ligase TRIM21-like. The record is from RefSeq and is a predicted model, not a curated record. NCBI's taxonomy places the organism in Eukaryota, Metazoa, Chordata, Actinopteri, Labriformes, Labridae. The coding region runs from base 1 to 1638 and encodes 545 amino acids. The transcript has a single exon. Gene Ontology annotation, biological process: protein ubiquitination. Gene Ontology annotation, molecular function: zinc ion binding; protein binding; ubiquitin-protein transferase activity.
AUGGCUGCUGCCAGUUUUGUGCUGACUGAAGAUCAGUUCCUGUGCUCCAUCUGUCUGGAUGUCUUCUCUGAUCCUGUCGCCAUACCAUGUGGACACAACUUCUGUAAGAACUGCAUUACUGAGCACUGGAACGUCAACACCAAGUAUCUCUGUCCCAUCUGUAAAGAGGUUUUCUCCACCAGACCACAGCUAAUGGUGAACACUUUCAUCAAGGAGAUGGCUGCUCAGUUCAGACAGUCAGCUCAGCAGGAAUCCAGCAGCAGCAGCAGCUCAGAGAGACAAGUUUCCAAACCAGGAGAAGUUCCCUGUGACGUCUGCACUGGAACCAAACUGAAGGCCCUGAAGUCCUGCCUGGUGUGUCUGCUUUCUUACUGUAAGACUCACCUGGAGCCUCAUCAAACUCUGCCACGACUGCAAGGACAUCAGCUGAUCAACCCUGUGGAGAAUCUGGAAGGCAGGAUUUGUGAGAAGCACGACAAACUGCUGGAGCUGUUCUGUAAGAACGACCAGAGGUGUGUCUGCAUGCUGUGCUCAGUUACAGACCACAAGACUCAUGAUGUUGUUCCGCUGAGAGAUGAAUAUGAAGGAAAGAAGGCCGAGCUGGGGAAGAGAAAGGCUGAAAUGAAUCAGAUGAUCCAGAAGAGACGACUGAAGAUUGAGGAGCUCAAAUGCUCAGUGGAGCUCAGUGAUCAGAACGCAGACAGAGAGAUAGCAGAAGGUGUUCAGGUCUUCAGCACUCUGAUAGAGACUGUGCAGAGAAACCUCAACAGACUCAUCGAUUCAGUCAAAGAGAAACAGGAAAAGACAAAGAACCAGGCUGAAGGCUUCAUCAGAGAGAUGGAACAGGAAAUCUCUGAGCUGGAGAAGAGGAGCUCUGAAGUGGAACAGUUCUCACACUCUGAAGACCACCUCCAACUCCUCCAGAACUUCAUGUCUCUGAACGCUGCUCCACCCAACAAGGACUGGACUGAAGUCAGAGUCCAUCCACCUUCAUAUGAGGGGACUGUGAGGAGAGCUGUGAACCAGCUGGAGGAGACCAUCAGUGAACAGAUGAAACUGAUCAGUAAGUUGGAGCUGAAGAGAGUCCAGCAGUAUGAGGUGGAUGUGACCCUUGAUUCUGAUACAGCAAAUCCCUGGCUGAUCCUGUCUGAUGAUGGAAAACAAGUUUAUGACAGAGAUAAAAAGAUUUUUCGAGACAGUUCAGAGAGAUUUUAUAAUCUCUGUGUUUUAGCAAAGCAGAGUUUCUCUGCAGGCAGAUUUUACUACGAGGUUCAGGUUAAAGGGAAGACUAGGUGGGAUUUAGGAGUGGCCAGGAAGUCCAUCAACAGGAAGGAAAAAAUCGAACUGUCUCCUCAGAACGGUUUCUGGGUGAUAUGGUUGAGGAACAAAAAUGAGUACAAAGCUCUUGCUGGCCCUGACGUCCAUCUCUCUCUGGAGUCUGGUCCUGAGAAGGUGGGGGUGUUUGUGGAUUAUGAGGAGGGUGUGGUCUCCUUUUAUGACGUUAAAACUGGAGCUCUGAUCUACUCCUUUACUGGCUGCUCCUUCACUGAGGAACUCUGCCCGUACUUUAGUCCUUGCAAGAACAAUGGAGGUAAAAACUCUGCUCCUCUGAUCAUCUCUGCUGUCAGUCAGACUUAG